UACAAGAAACCCCAAGAAAGACCAACAAAAAAUGGCCAAGUCUUUUACCCUCUUCCCAACCCUUGUGAUACUCAUCCUCUUCAUCGUGAUCAUCUCUUCACCUCGGAUUCAAGCCGGCUUCACCAAUGACCUCGACGGCCUGGAGUGGGCCACGAGCGGAGUCCAUGGCGGCUCAGGUUGCCACGGUUCAAUAGCAGAGUGUAUCGGGGCAGAGGAAGAAGAAAUGGACUCGGAGAUCAGUAGAAGAGUAUUGGCGACCACAAAAUACAUAAGCUAUCAAUCGUUAAAAAAGAACAGCGUGCCUUGUUCAAGAAGAGGUGCGUCUUAUUACAACUGUCAGAACGGAGCUCAAGCUAAUCCUUACAGUCGUGGUUGCAGCAAAAUUGCUCGUUGCAGGAGUUAAUUAGAACCCACUACGCACGUACACAAAGAAGAAAAACUAUCUAUCUUCUUCA
Messenger RNA from Capsella rubella, 455 nucleotides. Its product is annotated as protein RALF-like 1. The transcript has a single exon. The record is from RefSeq and is a predicted model, not a curated record. Lineage: Eukaryota; Viridiplantae; Streptophyta; Magnoliopsida; Brassicales; Brassicaceae. The coding region runs from base 32 to 403 and encodes 123 amino acids.